Molecule: messenger RNA, 219 nt
Organism: Miscanthus lutarioriparius
Lineage: Eukaryota; Viridiplantae; Streptophyta; Magnoliopsida; Poales; Poaceae
Source: the annotation of a GenBank genome assembly
AUGGAGAAGCUGUGGGCGGUCGUGUGCCUCGAGGCGACAGACGCCCUGGACGACCCGUGGGUCAAUCCCCUGGCUGCCACGGCGCUGAGCCUGCGGGACUUGCCAUGCGAGAGGGUGCUCGUCUGCGCGGCGGAGCUGGACUCCCUGCCGAACGGAUCACGAAUUCUCAUUCCAUCGCAACAUGCUGCCAUUCGCAAACGACUAAACAGAUCAUGUUAG